CAGAAAGUGGCUCCGGUCGACGGCGGCAGGACGGCGACUCUUACUCUCACUGAAACUUACUCAAGUCUUCCCCCUAAAAAAAAAAACUGUGGAUUUCUUUCCUUCUGUGGUUUUGUUUUUGUGUAAAUUAACCCCUUCGGAUUAAUCUUUUUUCUUUUUAAAGAGGAAUAACUUGUUCUCAUUAAAAGUGGCUGACUGCAGCUCGGGUCCCCAUGCUCUGCCCUGUGAGUUCUGCUUGGCCUGCUGAGCCCGAAGGUGCCGGUGCGUCCAUACUGGGCUGCAGCUGAAAGCAGGGAUACGGUGACUGCGGUGGUGGAGGCGGGUCGUCAGAGGGCCCAGAGCCCACGGUAGCAGGCGGAGGGGCCUGUCCUGUCCCAGCCACACGAAGAUGAACAAACUGAACUUCCACAACAACAAAACCAUGCAGGACCGCCGCUGCGUUUGUGUCUUUUUGCCCAAUGAUGACACGCUCAAUGUCAUAGUCAAUGUGAAGACCCUGUGCCAGGAACUGUUGGUCCAGGUGUGUGACCUCCUGAGGUUGAAGGACUGUCACCUGUUUGGACUCAGCGUUAUUCAGAAUAAUGAACACAUCUAUAUGGAGCUGGAUCAGAAGCUAUCAAAAUACUGCCCCAAAGAAUGGAAGAGAGAAGCCAGCAAGGGCAUCGACCAGUUCGGGCCUCCAAUGAUCAUUCACUUCAGAGCUCAGUAUUACGUAGAGAACGGGAGAUUGAUCAGUGACCGGGCAGCCAGGUACUACUACUACUGGCACUUGAGGAAACAGGUGCUGCUCUCACAGUGUAUCCAAAGGGAGGAGGCCUACUUCCUCCUGGCAGCCUUCGCCCUCCAGGCUGACCUCGGCAACUUCAAACGCAACAAGCACUUUGGGAAGUACUUUGAACCCGAAGCCUACUUUCCCCCAUGGGUGAUAGCCAAACGCGGCCGUGAAUACAUCCUGAGGCAUAUCCCGAACAUGCACAAAGACCAGUUUGCCCUCACGGCUUCGGAGGCGCACCUCAAAUACAUUAAGGAGAGUGCCCAGCUCGAUGACGUCACUGUCCACUACUACAGACUCUACAAGGACAAGAAGGAAGUAGAGGCAUCUCUUACGUUGGGACUGACGUUACGUGGUAUCCAAAUAUUUCAGAACGUCGGGUCCGUGAGGCAACUGUUGUACGACUUCCCCUGGACCAACGUGGGAAAACUGGUAUUUGUGGGGAAGAAGUUUGAAAUCCUUCCCGACGGUCUGCCCUCGGCCCGUAAACUCAUCUACUACACAGGUUGUCCCGUGCGCUCUCGCCACCUCCUGCAGCUGCUCAGCAACAGCCACCGGCUCUACAUGAACCUGCAGCCCGUUCUCAAACAAGUCCGCCGCUUGGAGGAAAACGAAGAAAAGAAGCAGUACAGGGAGUCGUAUAUCAGCGACGCUCUGGAACUGGACAUGGAUCACCUGGACAAACGUUCCCGGGCCAGUGGCAGCAGCGCAGGGAGCAUGUCUCAUCACAAACGCCUGUCCCGCCACUCCACCACUAGCCACGGCAGCUCGCACACCUCCGGCAUCGAGACGGACAGCUUCAGGGCCCCGAGUCAGGCCCCGCACAGGCCCCUACGAACCUGUAGCUCUUCCACAACCAGCCACGGGAGCUCGCACACCUCCGGCAUCGAGAGCAGCGGCAAGGAACGCAUACUUGAUGAUGACGAAAUUGAGAUGCUGGUGGACGACCCCAAAGACUACGAGGAGCUUCAUGAGAUGGCUCUGGACCAAGAGCUGUGUAUCCACAUCACCGAGGACAUGUUGACCAUGUCGCCUGAUCAGAGCAACGGAUACUCAGGACUGAUAGUGAAAGACGUCAGCUCCUCCACUUCCAGCUCCUCUGAGACCGUCGUCAAGAUGAGAGGACAGAGCAUCGAGUCUCUGCCACAGACAUCUGCGUGCAGGAAGCCUCAGUCUUCGACCGACCGGCACAGCCAGUCUCUCGACGACGUCCGGCUCUACCAGAAGGACUGCUUGCAGUGGGCGGAGCUCUGCCAGGACACCGCCCACAGCUACACGUUCGGCUGCGCCCAGGAGCUGAGCGACGGCGGCGCCUAUCAGGGCCUCGCCGAUCAGCGCGCCGGCAUGCUCAGCGAGCAGCACCCGUUUCCCAUCAAGAGAACCAACAAAUACUUCUCCCUGGACCUGACCAGCGAAGAGGUCCCCGAGUUCGUGGUGUGACGGAGGCGGACGCAAGGCGACCUCGGGGUGACCUUUUUCGCUCCUCCUUGUCAGAUGUGGAGACGUUUCAGCCCUCAGGGAACGAGGCGAGAGGAGAGAGAGCGCUGGAGAGGUGGUUUCUAUUCUUGGCAGCGAUGAGUAAACUGGCAGCAAGUUGGCUGUCCCUUCACCACUUAAGACGAAUAACACAUAAUAACGAACAAAUAACGGAUUCUGGCUGAAAACUUUAAGAACAAACACUGGGUUCAAGAGAACCCGUAACCCGAGCUGCUCCCCUGUGUGAAAGGAAACAAAAGGGAUCGUGUCAUCUUCUUUUAAGAAACAUUUUUAUUCAAAUAUGUCUCCUCCAGACGUCUUGUUUGCCUGCAUUAUAAAGUCCUAAAAAGACGGUGUGUGCAUGCACGUAGGCUUACAGCAGACAGAGACUCAUGCACAGACACAAAGAGCAUAUCAAAGAUUUUCUCUGGAGGACACAAAGGACAAAAUCACUCUGAGCUAUGAACCAAAGACAAGAAAUGGAAAUAAAUAAAAGGGAAAUGUCCAACUAAUUCUCUCUGGGCAGCCGUGGCAAAAACAUUUCAAAGUCACGGCGGGAGGGAACAUGAACCCAUAAUGCUUUGAGAGAAAGCAGCCUUGUUUUCUUGCCCCGGUCUUCUUCUACGCCGCUUCAUUUUACCUCAACAGGAAGUGCAGUGUGCCAACUCCCCUCUGACUGGACUCUUAAUCAUGUGAACACACACCCGAUGUGCCUUCAUCACACUAUGCAGGUGUCAAACCCUCGCCUUGACAAUCACACACCUCACCUUAGUCAUUUUAAAGAUCCAAGCCAUCAGAAUUCAAAGUUUUUUCCACUUUAUUUUUAACCCCUGUAUUAAUGUAAGCAGAUCAAGCCAGUCUUUCAGCUUCUUAAAUGUCAAAAAGACAAGAUUUCAAACUGUUUCACGUCCUGGGAGGAAUGAGGUCGAGUAAGUUCCUGCGUGUCCUGACAUGAGUUUGAGUUUGUGGCCACAAAAGCUUCCCUGUAAUCUAGACUCAAAAUGGAGCCCGGGUUGGCUGCCGGCCAAAACAAACCAUACAUUUUGAUGCAUACAUGUACAUCUUCCUUUCUCCUGCUCAGUUUUUCGUCUCAUCAUUUUAAACUGGAAUUUGUUACUUUUUUAUUUUAUUUUGCAUCCUGUCUUUACCUGUUUUACCUGAAAUCUCUUUACACGUGUAUUUUUGUAUGAACUGGCCAGACUUGUGUAUGUUGAACAGUUACUCUGCGUGCAGUUGAUUUCAUUCAGUAUUACAGAUGUUAUGUGUGACAGUAUUAAGGAACGGGUGAUGAUGUUUGUGGCCCUAAACAAGAAAGACUGGUUUUAUUAUUUUUAUCUCCCGGUAAGACUGUGGUAGCUGACAGGAUGUACAAGCUGUUAUUUCUCAAUCACACCUCAAAUUUAAAUAUGUGAGUGAGGACGGGAGGUUGUUGCAGGUUGUUGCAACAACCGAGGUGUUUUUACUCAUGUAAUCAUGCAGCUCAAAUUCAAAGCGCCACAGUUACAGCUCUGUCUUAUUUAAAUCAGUGCUAUUAGGCUUUUUUAAAGAUACACCGUCAUAUUUUUAGCUUCUCUGUGGUGAAAACACUCUUGUACUCUUGAUUAAUAAGGUAGAAAACAACCUUUAUCAUGACCGCAGAAUUAUUAAGUUGUACUCAGAACUUUCUAAGUGGUUCAAAUGAUCAUUUAAGUUACUGAAAAACACUAAUUUAAAAAGAUUGGACGUGUAUGAUUAAAGAAAGAGUUGAAAAGUUGGUGAAAUACACGUAUUACUCAUUAUUUCUUAGAGUUAGAUGAGAAGCUCGAUACAGCUCUCAUGACCGUAAACUAUAUGAAGCUACAGCCAGAGGAUGAUUAGCUUAGCUUAGCAUAAAGCAAACCUUCCAGCAGCUCUUAAAGUCACCAAUUACCACCUGAUAUCUGGUUUGUUUAAUCCGUACAAAAACCAAAGUGGAAACGCAAUGUGGUUACGGUAUGUACAGGACUGUUUCUUGUCCAGGAAAUUACUGUUUCCUGCCAAGAAAUAGUUUUAGCACCUAACCCCCCGUAGAAACACAACAUGUCGUCUUCACUUUCUGGUUUUUGUACGGAUCAAGAGUUUCAGAGGUGCUGGUAGGUGGAUUUUGUUACCUUUGGACAGAGCCAGGCUAGCUGUUUCCCUCUGUUUCCAGUCUUUACGCUAAGCUAGGCUAACCUGCUGCUGGUGGUAGCUUCAUAUUUUCUCUUCGAUAAAGUGAAUAAGCACAUGUCCCCAAACCUUUCCUAAAAAUGUACACUGUUCACAUACGUGUCGUCUGCAAAACUACAAUAUUUAACACCUUCAGCUGAGCCGAGACUCUCCGAGUUGCUUUACAAGAUGUCUGUCGGCUGUCAGUCAAACUCCAGCUCAUUUUAUUUAGCUAGGCUGAGCUGUAUGAUGUGUAAUUGUGUCUGUUUUGUGUGGCUCAAACGUUGUUAGAGUGUUUCCAAACUCAUACAUUCAUCAUUUUAGAUCACUGUUAUUUUAAUCUUAGUCAUCCCAGUUCAGCUUUAACUAACUAUCAUUAUUCAAACCCACAGUUUUUUCACAUACUGGCAAUACAGCAACUGAACAAGGCUUUAAAAACAACAUUUAUGUAAUACAUAACAAAUACAUGAAUUUGAUACUGCUAUGUAAUUAAAAACAACUUCUAUAUUUCGUACAGUUUUUUCUUUUCUUUCACUGUUUUAAACUUAUAACUACUUCUUCUCAUUAAUGGACAAUGUCUAAAAGUCAUAUUUUGAUGGACAAUGAUGUUUCUUAUAUUAAUAAAACAGUUUGUGUUAAGGUACAUAGCCAUACAGUCAUAACCCAUGUCCUUAAAGUCUUCAUAAUUUGUUCUAACUUCCUUUUCUGACUUCAAUAUAUGGUCAUACUUACACUUUGUAAGAGUCUGUAUGUCUGCGUCCAUAAUCCUUUCUGUGAAAGGAUCUCCCUUCAGGAAACAAUGAAAGUUUUUUUUUUUUGUCACCCUGUAGUUAAAAAAAUGAUUUGUUAUUAUGAAGUCUGGUCCGUGCCUUCUUGGUACUAAUGCCCUCAAUAUCCAAUAAAAAGGUACAUUUAUUUGCCAA
Morone saxatilis (striped sea-bass) is the source of this 5337-nucleotide messenger RNA. It is a transcript of the gene frmd6, whose product is annotated as FERM domain containing 6. Lineage: Eukaryota; Metazoa; Chordata; Actinopteri; Moronidae. Gene Ontology annotation, biological process: positive regulation of hippo signaling. Bases 389 to 2212 code for a protein of 607 amino acids. Gene Ontology annotation, cellular component: cytoskeleton; cytoplasmic side of apical plasma membrane. The record is from RefSeq and is a predicted model, not a curated record. The transcript is spliced from 14 exons.